CAUGUAAGCAAGGUUGAGGUCCUGGGCCCAUCCGACGCAAAGACAUUCCCCAUCCAAAAAAAAUACCAGACGCCCGAGUAUCUCCGUACGAUGCCGCACUUGCGGCCGAGAACUCCGGUCAACGCCGUCCUAUUGAGGCUGCGCUCCGAAGCCAUCGCGUCUUUGACUCAGUUUUUUGCAGGGCGGUCCUUCACUCAAACGCACCCGCCCAUCAUCACGUCCUCCGACUGCGAAGGCGCCGGAGAGGUUUUCACCAUAAUGCCCGCCAACGACGCGCCCACCCCAACGGACCAGGAUGGCCAAGACUCGUUCUUUCGCUCCCGAAAGUAUCUUACUGUGUCGGCCCAGCUCCAUCUCGAGGCCUUGGCGCAAGCAGUUGGCAAUGUCUGGGCGCUCUCCCCUGUGUUCCGCGCCGAGAAGAGCGACACCUCGAGGCACUUGAGCGAGUUUUACAUGCUCGAAGCUGAAAUGAGCUUCGUGGACGACCUCGGGCCCGUCAUGGAUCUUGCCGAGGAUAUGCUACGGUCGCUAAGCACCAAUCUUAUCGAGUCGGCCACGGUCCAGGAUUUGUUUUACCGAUCGCCUCACAGCGGCUCCCAUCUGGCGCCGGCAGACGAGGUUAGGCGCCGCUGGGAGGGCCUGAUGCGUCAGGACUGGCCGCGAAUUACAUACACGGACGCUGUCGCACUACUACGGCAGAAAGCCGACCUCUUUACACAUAAGCCGACAUGGGGUGCAGGACUGCAGUCUGAACAUGAAAAGUACCUUGCUGAAUACGUCGGGGGCGGUGAAAAACCGGUGUUCGUCACCCAUUAUCCCCGAGACAUCAAGGCCUUUUACAUGCGCGAAACGCAGACGGCAGGUUCUGAUGGAGCCGGCGCCGUUGUCGACUGCUUUGACCUGCUGGUGCCGGAGUUCUGCGAGAUUGCGGGCGGGUCGAUGCGCGAACACCGCGUGGAACCCCUCUUGAGCGCCAUGAAGCGGCAGGGAAUUCUGAAGCCCCCAUCAGAGGGCGCCGCUGACGAGCAGACUGGGGGCACUCUAGACUGGUAUGUCGACCUUCGCCGCUGGGGCUGCCCGCCACAUGGCGGUUUUGGAAUAGGCUUCGACCGGCUGCUCAGCUACCUCGCUGGUGUCCAAACCAUCCGAGACAUUGUUUCUUUCCCACGCUGGUAUGGACGUUGCGACUGUUGAAUAGAAACAGCCAUGUACAAGAUCUCAAUCCAACUUGUCCGGUUCCCGUGCUCCCACUUAUUAUGCCGUCCCCGUCGAACUUGGUCCGCUUUGGAUCUGAUCUGCCUUGGCCAGUGUGCCC
Molecule: messenger RNA, 1315 nt
Organism: Thermothielavioides terrestris NRRL 8126
Lineage: Eukaryota; Fungi; Ascomycota; Sordariomycetes; Sordariales; Chaetomiaceae
Exons: 2
Coding region: 91-1194 (367 amino acids)
Biological process (GO): asparaginyl-tRNA aminoacylation
Cellular component (GO): mitochondrion
Molecular function (GO): asparagine-tRNA ligase activity; ATP binding
Source: RefSeq, a predicted model, not a curated record